GUUGCACUAAAAAGAAGUUGCUGUCACUGACAUUUCCACACAUGUGUUAUUGUUUUGAUUCGAACCAGAAAAAUAUUUAAAGAGAUAUUUUAACAAUUAAAUUGUGAAAGAAAAUCGCCACAAAUAGCACACAGAUGGCCAGCGAUUCAUCCGAUAGUGAAUAUCAAGUUGAGGAGUUUGUGAAGCCGAAACGUGUGCGACGUACAGUGAACGACGAUACGGCCGACCUGCUGGGCAACUUCGACGAUGUGAAGCGACAGGAAAUACUCGAUGGCACCUAUGUAGAAAAGGCGGCAGCAAGUGACUCCAGCGAUAGCGAGGAGGAUGAGGAGAGUGAUGCAGAAAACACAGAUAAAGAGGAAACUAAAGAAACAACAGAAAAUGGGGAAGCGAACAAUGCAGAUGCGCCAGCAACAAAUGGCGCUGGUGAUAGCGCCGAUGAGGACACAGAUGAAGUAAAAACCAAUUUGUCAAAAGAACAGUUGAGCGCAUUAAUGCGCGGCGCAGCGAAAGCCAAUCGUCAUGUUCUCUAUGUGACAAAUCUAAAUUUCGAAACGACCAAAUACGAUUUGGAGUCACACUUCGGCAGCGCUGGCACGGUGAAAGGUGUGCGCAUACCAAAGAAACGACGCGGUGGUUUUGCCUUUGUCGAAAUGGCUAAUCUGGAGGGCUAUCAACGUGGUUUUCAAUUGCACAAUUCUAUGCUGCAAGGACGCACGAUAAAAGUACAAUUCUCGGAGGCGGGCAAAAAGAAGUCUGCAAAUAAGAAGAAUAUAUUGAAACAGAAAAAUCGGAAAUUAGCGGAAAUGCGUAACGAGCAGAAGACAUUUACGAAGAGCGGUAAAUUCUACGAUAAAAAUCUGAAAAAGGAAAAAGCAAAAGAUUUGCUGGCACGUAAACGUUGGCGUAAGCCGGCAAGUGCCAGGGGACCAAAACCGUAAUUUUAACAUUUGCCAUUGUAGUUACAAUUAUUAAUAAAAACUGCUAUUUUACUGAAACAAAUA
Zeugodacus cucurbitae (melon fly) is the source of this 1004-nucleotide messenger RNA. RefSeq lists its product as uncharacterized. The record is from RefSeq and is a predicted model, not a curated record. The transcript has a single exon. Gene Ontology annotation, molecular function: RNA binding. The coding region runs from base 135 to 941 and encodes 268 amino acids. NCBI's taxonomy places the organism in Eukaryota, Metazoa, Arthropoda, Insecta, Diptera, Tephritidae.